Girardinichthys multiradiatus is the source of this 4229-nucleotide messenger RNA. RefSeq names its product FA core complex associated protein 100 (gene faap100). Bases 301 to 2832 code for a protein of 843 amino acids. The record is from RefSeq and is a predicted model, not a curated record. Lineage: Eukaryota; Metazoa; Chordata; Actinopteri; Cyprinodontiformes; Goodeidae. Gene Ontology annotation, cellular component: Fanconi anaemia nuclear complex; nucleoplasm. The transcript is spliced from 8 exons. Gene Ontology annotation, biological process: interstrand cross-link repair.
AUACACCACAAAUACUUUCAGUCGGUCUAGCGCCACUAACUUAAGCAAACCAAGAGGACAGAGUGCAGAAAUCCAUGUGAUUUAUUUUACAGUCCAUUUCCUUGGAUGGGUCGUGGGUAAUGUAGUUCAUGACUGCCAUUGGUUGAGAUAAUGAGGCGCGGGACUUCUGACGUUGUCCCCUUGUCAUGAGCUGGUGGCCACCACGUUAACUUUCACCUCCACAUCCCUGACCCAGCUGACAGAGUAGUUGUUCUGGGAACGUCGUGCAUGCACCCUUCGCCCUGAUAUAGCUGGGUAGUCAUGAUGGAAGGACGAUGUGCUGCUGAGUCCUGGGCUGAGUUCGGCUGUUUACUAAAAUCUGGGACACCGCUGGUCAGGUGUGGUUUGGGGACGGAUGUUUUCAUCUCGACUGGCAGUGAGGAGAUCUUUGUCUUCACUGCGCUGAAAAGAAAUCUCAAGGCAGUGCUUCAGUUGCCGUCUCCUGUGAGGGAUCUGGUUGUCAGCAAUGGCACGCAGCUCCUCUUUGUGGCAUGCAGUAGUGGAAUUUAUUGUGUCAACCUCCAGCUGCUGUUACACAGCGCCUCCACUGAUGCGGGUUCUGGUCCCGCUGAGCUGAAGAUCUCCUCUGAGUUUCUUGUUGUCGCCGAUGGAGUGUCGUCUCUCCUCCUCGUUGGCUCUGUGCUGCUGACCCUUUGUCAGACAGACUCGUCCUGGUUGUUGACUUUGUAUAAAACACCAGAACAGUCCCAGUCUAACCACUGUGACGUGCUUAGUUCCUUCUUUCUGCCACUAGUCUCACCUUCUGUACAAGGCGACGCGGAGUCAAAAUCUGUACUGAUUUGUGUCUACUUUAGUGAUAUGACACAAUCCUCUUCCUGUGCUGCAGCAUCAGAUGCAUGUUCGUCUGGUUCCCACUUUCUCCUCCAGGCUGUUCUUUUUAAGCUUUUGUUCGGGGUGGAAGCUGCGCUCUCCAAGUCACCGGUUAUCCUUUGUGGCCUGCCAGAUGGACGCCUGUGCUUCCUCCCGAUGCGCCUCCCAGGAUCCCGGCUUCGGAUUCUCCAUAGCCUCGAGCAGCCAGUCGUGUUUAUUGGAGCAUCUGCUGUCAUGGAAACUGAUGCAGGUGGUGCAGGGUGUUUGAUUGCUCUGGGAAAACAAGGCAGAGUGGUGCUGAUUAAGGCUGACAGGGCCGGGUCAGAGAGAGGAGGCAGCAUCGCCGGUUUUACUGAAAGGUGUGUCCCUGGACCUGUGGAGUGUGCCUGUGUGAGCAAAUGCUACCUUUACUACAGCACCGGAUCAGACCUCCUCAUGUUGGGUCUGUCAGAGGGUUCUGCUGGGAAAGGACAAGAUGAGGGGGCAUCCAGGUGGAGUGAUGCUGCUCUUUACAGACCCGUCAGUCUGAAUGUGAGCGGAGUCAUUGCUUUGGAUCAGCCUACAUGCAGCGCUGCAGGUGAAGUUCAGCUGCUCAGCCUGUCGGUCAGAGGGCGGCUGCAGAAGAUCAGUCUCCCUGUCAGGAAACAAGAGGAAGGAAUGUCCAAGCUUCCCUCCUCACAGGUUGGCCGCAGUGUUGGGGACCUCCUUUCGGCCAUUGGGGAUGUUUGUGAAAGAGCAUCAGUGCUGAAAACUGUCAUCAAAUCUAAAAAUCAGAUUCUGAAGCAGCUGAAUCAAGUGGUUAACAUAAGUUUCCUGCUGACCGACAGUGCAAAGACUGAAGACAGGCUCAUCAGGUGUAAUGCUUUGGUAAGGUGGAGCAGACUGCUUCAAAAAGACUCCCUGGGUCUCACAUGUAUCCUGGAGAAUCUAAGUCCCUAUGUCCUGGAGCGAGGUUGGACGCUGAGCAUCAUGGUCCUUCCUCUGUCCUGUUCUCCAAAAGCAAGAGAGGAAACCUGCUCUGCAAAUUUCUCAUUUCCAUUCCGCCGUCUCUGUCCAGGGGAGUCCUUGGAGGUGUCUCUGCCUGUCGCAGCUGCAGGCGAUGCCUCCUUCCCCGUAACCGUGACCUGCUCGCUCAUUUUCUCCGUCUGGAGUUUCCUGGGAGGGGACGGGUCAACGACCUUUCCUGACUUACACAACGGCUGCUUCAGUUUGCCCUUAAAUACCCUGACGGUGGACUGGCUGCACGCCCUGCGAGUAAUCAGCCCCACAUCUGCACAGAAAACCGUUACAUCGCACUCCGGCAGCAAUCCAGCAGACAUCAUCCAGGCUUUUAUUAGCUCACACCAGAACCGGGUCAGAGGAGGAGAUGGGGCUUCCAGGCCGCACCAGUAUUAUGCUUGUGUUCGUGUGUCAUCAGAGUUACUGAGGGAUGCACUGAGGUUGCAGAGACAUGAUUCAGACUCAAAUGGGUCUAAGUUGGCCUCUCAGAGCUCUUGUGUGUCUCUGCUUGAAUGGCUGUUGUCGGCAGGUUGUGGAGGAGUGAAGAUGGGGCAUAGUGGAGACCAGACUGGCAUAAGCAGUUCAGUGGUCUGUGGCCACGCACCAAAUAAAGCCACAGUUAAACUGACUGCAAAAGAGGUAAAUUUAGAGGAGGAGAGUCCUGGGAAGGAGUCCUUGGUCAGCGUGGAGGUUCAGGUUGAGAGCUCGUCAGUAGCAGCCGUGUGCGGCCUGCACCACGCCAUGCUGCGUCGCAUUCAGAUGCUGCUGCAAAAGGCCCCUCAGAAAGCCUGUUCCUUCAGCGAAGUGCAGAUUUCAGCUUUGAGACGAACACUACAGCAAGCCGAGAGUCAGCAGGGUCAAAUCUCAGAGGCCUUGAGCGUGGCCAUGUCCCCUGGGCAGACUCACCAGAUCCUUCUCCGUGUUUACCAACAACUCAGAGACAGUCCUGUCCUCAUAGUAUAACACCUACUCAGCUGCUCUCAACCUUGCCUGACGUCCUGCAGCGUGAUUAAGAAGCUGCAUCCAUGGUAUCUAAUUAACUUCAGCCUGUAUAUAUGCUGUAUAUUAUACUUCAGUAUCUCAGACAACAGAUGAUUCAGAGCAUGCAAAAGUAUUCACACCCCAAUGAACCUUUUCACGUUUUAUGGAAGUGGAAGGAAAAUAAUAAACGGGUUUCUUUUUUUUCCAAAUAAAAAAAUCUGAAAAGUGUGGGGUACCUUAGUAUUCACCCUGUCUUCUGUUUCUACCUGCUUUUACACCUGAAGACUGAAAGUUUCUUCUUGGCAAUAAAAGCUCAGGCUCAGUCAGAACCUGCAACAGCAAUUUCCCAGCCUUGUCAAAUAUUCUUUAAUUGAUUUAGGCCUGGUAUCCAUUCUAACACAUUAAUAUGUUCAUUCAGUCGUAGCUCUGGCUGUAUGUCUAGGAUGGUUGUCCUGCUAGAAGGUAAACCUCUACUACUACAGCCUCACAUCUUUUCAGCCUUUAACACGUUUUCUUCCAGGAUUGUCCUGGUUUAUCUCCAUCCAUCUUUGAUCAAUUCUAACCAGUAUUCUUGUCCCUGUUGAAGAAAAGUAUCUCUGCAGCAGUGUUUCUGCCACACAUAGUGAAAGUUCGGCCCAGACCACCUUCUUCCACAUGUUUGCUGUGUGGUAAAUUACAAUUUUUUAUGGCCUUUCAACAAUGGCUAUCUUCUAGAAAGACCAGAUUUGUGGAGUGUAUGAUUCAUAGUUUUCCUGUUCGCAGAAUAUCCCCCCUUAGCUGUGGAUCUCUGCAGCUCCUCCAAAGUUACCAUGGAGCUGUUGGCUUCUUCUCUGCUUAAUUCUCUCCUUUUCCAGCCUGAGUUCAGGUGGAUGGCCAUGUUUUGGUGGAUUUGCAGUUGCCCCAUACUUUCAAUUUUCAGAUGAAAGAUUGAACAGAGCUCUGAGAUGUUUAAGGUUUGGCAUAUUGUUCUUUAACCCUAACCCUGAUCCAAACUUCUCCACAAUGCUCCCCCUGACCUGUGCUGUGCUCCUUGGUCUUCGUGAUGCUUCUUGAUCUCUAAUGCUCUCUAAAGAGCCUCUGAGGCCUUCACAGAUCAGCUGCAUUCAUAUUGAGAUUAAACUAGACAGACUCCAUUUACAGUUAGUUAACUUCUGAAUGCAGUUGGUUCCACUGGUUUUAUUUAGGGGUAUCAGAGUGAAAGGAGCUUAAUAUGAAUGAUCAUCACAGUUUUCAUAAUUUUGUUAAAAAAAACAUAGAAAACCAUGCAUCCUCUUCCUUCCUCUUCACGAUUAUUCCUUGCUUGGUGUUGGUGUUUAUGAUCAAACUCUCUUUUGUAGUUGAACAUUGUGAAGGGAAAGAAUAAAAUAUAUUUAAAUGGU